Radiomyces spectabilis is the source of this 633-nucleotide messenger RNA. RefSeq lists its product as uncharacterized. The record is from RefSeq and is a predicted model, not a curated record. The transcript has 2 exons. Lineage: Eukaryota; Fungi; Mucoromycota; Mucoromycetes; Mucorales; Radiomycetaceae. Bases 1 to 633 code for a protein of 210 amino acids.
AUGCGCGAUAUCACCGAUGAAAUCGAAACGCUGUAUAUAUCGGAUGUGCCAAAUGUCGAUGAAGAAGAUCUGUUGGAGCUCAUUGAGGAAGAAGACGACGAAGAAGAAAGAUUAGAGGAAGAGGAGGGGAUAGACAUCCGUCAAACCGAAGAACAACAAAUAACAUUCGUUGAUCAUCAGGACCUGAUCUGUCGUCGUUUGAACACUAUAAAGGCGGUGGUUAAGAAGCUGAUUACGGAAUCAAGUAUUGACGGAACUGGCACAAAAUCGCGUAUUGACAAGCACACACCGCGAACUAUCUCCUGGACGAACGAGGAAUACCGACUCAUUACAUUGAUUUCAGACCAACUUGCACCUUAUUAUCCCAAGAACGGAAAGCUGCAGAAGCACCCUGUCCUCCUCUUACCGUUUAUCACACUUUCUAAUGUGAUCCUUCGUCUGGCGGGAUACAGCAAAUUCACAAAACAAAUUCAUCCCUCAGUCUCUCCUUCAGCGGAGCAUGUGCUACACCUUGACGAAACUAGCAUUUACGAAUUGUUUGGCUCGCAAAAAGGCAUGGGAAAACGGCCAUCCAAUCCAAUCCCUGGUGGAGGCGCGGAAGUAUCCCAUUGGUGUCAUUGCAUCCAUAUUUGA